Cladophialophora immunda is the source of this 4041-nucleotide messenger RNA. RefSeq lists its product as uncharacterized. Gene Ontology annotation, biological process: spliceosomal complex disassembly. Gene Ontology annotation, molecular function: ATP binding; RNA binding. The record is from RefSeq and is a predicted model, not a curated record. Gene Ontology annotation, cellular component: catalytic step 2 spliceosome; intracellular anatomical structure. The coding region runs from base 107 to 3793 and encodes 1228 amino acids. Lineage: Eukaryota; Fungi; Ascomycota; Eurotiomycetes; Chaetothyriales; Herpotrichiellaceae. The transcript has 2 exons.
CCGACACCGAGAACCCAAACACCAAGGGCCGACAACUGGCUGGACCAGGCCCGCCCUUACACGAUAAUUCCACACCGUCCGGAUAGAGGCUCACCUUUGGCCAGCCAUGGACGACUUCACCUCCCUCGAACUGCUGUCGCUCGUUUCCAGAGUCACCUCCGAACUGCAAAACCACUUGGGAAUCAACGACAAAACUCUCGCCGAGUUCGUCAUCGACCAACAUGAAAAAUGUGGAGGGAACCUGGACAAGUUCAAGGAGGCCCUGGCGGGCAUGGGAGCGGAGUUUCCCAACAGCCUGGUUGAGAGUAUCGAUCGGCUGAUCAGGACGAUGCAUCCCAAGUACAAAAGAGUCGAGAAACAACCCGUGCAGGGAAAUGGUACUUCGGACUUGGACGAGUUGGAUGCGAUCGGACGCAAAGCGAAAGUUUUCAAGGGCCUUGCAGUUCCAGAUCGCGAACAGCCUUGGACCGACUCCGAGGAUGACAUCGCUGCACAGAAGGCGAAGCGGGCAAAUCACUCCGCAGAGGACGACACCUUUGCACUUCUCGAAGGACUUGCAGGAAACUCAAGGAAUGGCACAAAUGGCACAACCGAAAGGAACAGGAAGAGAAGUCGCAGUCCCGGUCGUGACGACUAUGCAAGAGACCGAGAACCAAGACGCAAAUACUGGUCCCGAAGUCCGAGCCCUCGCGAGGAGAAGAGGUCGCGCAGGUACCAAGAUGAGGGCUACGAAGACAGAAAUAGGGAUUACAGAGACCGGUACGACGACAGACGAAAUGGGCACCAUAAGAGCAGGCGACGCGACUAUGAUGAACACGAUGAUUUUCGCAGGCCGCCACCUCGUGAAGUCGAUGAUCAACCCGUGCUCUAUAAAGUCUACGAUGCAGUGAUCAAUGGAAUCAAAGACUUUGGAGCAUUUGCUAGUCUUCAAGGUGUCAAAGGCAAUGUCAGCGGACUGAUUCACGUCUCGGCUAUCCAAGAAGGCGCGAGGGUCAACCACCCGUCGGACCUCCUAUCUCGUGGACAGCACGUGAAGGUCAAAGUUGUCAAGAUGGAAAACAACAAGGUCAGCUUGUCGAUGAAAGAGGUUGAUCAGGUUACUGGACAAGAUCUUGUUCCUUCUAGGAGGAUAGCCUCUGGCGCCAAUAUGGAACGGCUCAAUGGUCUGCCGUCUGACGACCGGUAUGGAAAUUUAAGCAGCACAGUCCCCGUUAUUGAAGACGGCUACACCUCGAAGCCUGGCAAGGGGCGAAAGAGAUUAACGUCCCCGGAACGAUGGGAAAUCAAGCAACUCAUUGCCUCAGGUGCAAUAUCCGCACAGGACUAUCCCGAUAUCGACGAGGAAUACAACGCCACCUUGAACGGAGAAGACGAGUUUGAGGAGGAGGAAGAUAUAGAUAUUGAGGUCCGAGAAGAGGAGCCGCCCUUCCUCGCAGGUCAAACCAAGCUGUCCCUGGAAUUGUCACCUAUUCGAGUUGUGAAAGCCCCCGAAGGAUCUUUGAACAGGGCGGCUCAAGCUGGUACAAAUCUAUCAAAGGAGAGGAAAGAUCUCAAGCAACAGGAAGCAGCCGAGCGAGCCGCGGAAGAGGCAUCCAAAGUCGAUCUCAACGCGCAAUGGCAAGAUCCGAUGAUCAACCCUGAGCAGAGAAAGUUCGCGUCGGAUCUGCGACAAGCCCAGCAACAAUCCUCUCGAGCUAUAGAAGCUGUCCCUGAGUGGAAACGAGCAACCCAAGGCAAAAACCAGUCUUACGGUCGCAGGACAGACAUGACCAUUAAGCAGCAAAGGGAGUCACUUCCAGUCUUCAACUUUCGCAAACAAUUGCUCGAGGCUGUUGCAGCGAAUCAGUUACUUAUCGUGGUGGGAGAUACCGGUUCUGGUAAGACCACCCAGCUCACCCAAUAUCUUGCUGAGGCCGGGUAUGCGAACAACGGCAUGAUCGGUUGUACCCAGCCUCGCCGCGUCGCAGCCAUGUCGGUCGCGAAGCGUGUCUCCGAGGAGGUUGGGAGUGAACUGGGAAAAGAAGUCGGCUAUACGAUUCGUUUCGAGGAUCGAACCUCGCCAGACACGAGGAUCAAAUACAUGACUGAUGGAAUGCUUCAGCGAGAGAUUCUACUGGAUCCGGAUCUCAGGCGCUAUAGCGUCAUUAUGCUGGACGAAGCACACGAGAGAACCAUUGCCACCGACGUUUUGUUUGGGCUCCUCAAGAAAACACUAAAAAGGCGGCCUGAUCUGAAGCUGAUCGUCACCUCAGCCACUCUCGAUGCGGACAAGUUCUCUGAAUACUUCAACCAGUGCCCCAUCUUUUCCAUUCCCGGUCGAACGUUCCCAGUCGAAAUCAUGUAUUCAAGAGAACCUGAGGAAGACUAUUUGGACGCGGCGCUGACGACUGUCAUGCAAAUUCAUCUAACCGAACCGCCGGGUGAUAUCCUUCUGUUCUUGACUGGACAAGAAGAGAUCGACACCAGCUGCGAAGUUCUGUACGAAAGAAUGAAGGCUUUGGGACCUAGUGUUCCGGAACUGGUCAUUCUACCGGUCUAUUCUGCUCUUCCCAGCGAAAUGCAGAGCCGGAUUUUCGAGCCUGCGCCGCCUGGUGGCCGAAAGGUUGUUAUCGCUACGAACAUCGCUGAAACGUCUAUCACUAUCGACGGAAUUUAUUACGUGAUCGACCCCGGGUUUGUCAAGCAGAACGCCUAUGAUCCAAAGCUCGGAAUGGAUUCGCUAGUUGUAACUCCAAUUUCUCAAGCACAAGCCAAACAAAGAGCCGGUCGGGCAGGGAGAACAGGGCCAGGCAAAUGCUUCCGCCUAUACACCGAAGCAGCAUAUCAGUCUGAAAUGCUACCUACCUCCAUACCAGAAAUUCAGCGUCAGAAUCUUUCGAACACGAUCCUUAUGCUCAAAGCAAUGGGCAUCAACGAUCUUCUACAUUUCGACUUCAUGGAUCCACCACCGACGAACACUAUGUUAACAGCCCUCGAAGAACUCUACGCACUCUCCGCCCUCGAUGAUGAAGGUCUUCUCACAAGACUAGGACGUAAAAUGGCCGAUUUCCCCAUGGAGCCGUCGUUAUCAAAAGCUCUAAUUGCGUCUGUGGAUUUGGGGUGUUCGGAAGAGAUGCUCACCAUUGUGGCGAUGCUCUCGGUACAGACGGUGUUCUACCGGCCCAAGGAAAAGCAACAACAGGCCGAUCAGAAGAAGGCCAAGUUCCAUGAUCCUCACGGCGACCAUCUUACACUACUGAACGUCUACAACGCAUGGAAGCAAUCCCGAUACAGCGAUCCUUGGUGUUUCGAAAACUUCAUCCAAAAGCGACAAAUAGCCCGCGCCAGGGACGUACGCCAACAACUUGUAACGAUCAUGGAACGGUAUAAGCAUCAAAUUGUGUCCUGCGGCCGCAAUACAAUCAAGGUUCGACAAGCCCUCUGCGCCGGGUUCUUCAGAAAUUCGGCGCGAAAGGAUCCGCAGGAGGGGUAUAAAACACUUAUUGAGGGAACGCCCGUGUACAUGCAUCCUAGUUCCGCGUUAUUUGGAAAGCCAGCCGAGCAUGUCAUCUUCCAUACACUGGUGCUGACGACCAAGGAGUACAUGCACUGCGCAACCGUGAUCGAGCCCAAGUGGCUAGUUGAAGCGGCCCCGACGUUCUUCAAGGUCGCCCCGACAGAUCGCUUGAGUAAGCGCAAGAAGGCAGAGAGGAUUCAACCCUUGCAUAAUAAGUUCGCCAGUGGCGAGGAUGAUUGGCGGCUGAGUGCGCAGAAGAGGCAGGGUAAAGGAGGAGGUGGUGGUACCUGGGGUUGAAAUCGAUAGGUUGGAAAUACGCCUUGCGCCUCUUGGGUACGUGGACGUUGAACCUACUAUUGCGGCAGAAGGAAGGGAGGGCGUCUUCUGGCCCAACGAAGCGACGUGUGUUUAGCAUAGAUGGGAGCCGCGAGAUACCUGCCGCAAUGCAAUUGACAAAGUCCAACCGCGAGGUGCUCGAACAUUCAUGCAAAUGGCAGCCAUUUCACAGUGGUAUGACCUGGGGAUAUAUGUUCACCAUUUCCUUC